AUGGACAGGCAUAGUACCAACGACAUAGACACCAGCACCAACAUCAAUACCAUGGCCAUGCUGCAUGGCCACAGUCCAAGCCAACUAACUGCCCGCCUGUCUGACUGUUGGGCUGACUAUACUUCCACUGAAGCUCACUCGGAUUCUUGUACUGAAGAACCCACGGAUCGUUCCACUGAAAUCUCCACCAAUCCUUCCACUAUAGUUCCCGCGGAAUCUUUCACUGAAGCUUUAAAGAAUCCUUUCAUUUCAGCUCCCACCAAUUUCUCCGAUGAAUAUUCAACGGAUUCUUUCACUGAAGCUCCAACGAAUAAUUUCACUGAAAUUCCCAUGGAUUAUCCCACAGAAACUCCCACGGAUCCUUUCACUAAAGCUCCCACGUAUACUGCCACUGAAGCACCAGCAGAUCCUUACAUCGAUUCUUCAACAAGAAUCAUCCACCGAUUCUUCUAG
Messenger RNA from Stomoxys calcitrans (stable fly), 453 nucleotides. Its product is annotated as mucin-5AC-like. NCBI's taxonomy places the organism in Eukaryota, Metazoa, Arthropoda, Insecta, Diptera, Muscidae. Bases 1 to 453 code for a protein of 150 amino acids. The transcript has 3 exons. The record is from RefSeq and is a predicted model, not a curated record.